UAUCAACAUUCUAGAGAUAGAAAGAGAGGACGAGAGAUGGCGAACAAUGCGAUGAGGAUACUAGAAGAGAUCAAAUCUUCCGAUCUUAUUGAGAAUCGGGUUCAACUACUCACACAGCUGGCUCAGUUAGAUACACAAGAGAAUCCUGAUGUACCGUCUUUCGUCCAGAGCCUAACAACACUCUGGGAAGACACCACGUGUCUUGACGUGUCCCAGUGUUUGUUGAACAAGGCAAUUCUGCCUGUGGCUUCAAAAUACCUGGCUUUGAAUCGGCUUGACUGUUCUCAGUACUUUCUCGCUUUUGGUAUUAAGGUAAGCCAAUGGUGUGCGAAGCAUUUAUACAUGUCUGUAAUGUCCAUGGAGGAGUCUCAGGAGGAAGAGCAUUCAAACAUUUUCUUUCAGCUUCUUUUGGAUUAUCUUCGGUUUUCUGCCUUAAGCUUUACUGCUAUUGGAAAAAUAUGUUUCACGAGUGAUGAGGCUUCAGCUGUUACAGUCCAUAAGUUUGUUUUAGAGCAGCUAAAUUUGACAAAGGAGGUGAUAUUGAAUGCCAAGAAAGUUGAAUCUUUUUCCUCGGAGAUUUUUAAGGCUGUGCAAGGGGUGAUUGACUCUAUUGUUCGUCUAUGCAAAGAUUUCUCUCCAACAGUGAAUCAGUGUGUAAAUGAAACGAAGACUAAUGGAAGUGUAGGAACAGCAAGGAUGGAAGAAGGCAACACUGCGUGUAAUUUGGUAAGCAUAAUUACGCUGGGAAUUAAAUCGCUGAGUGAACUGGGUAUGCUUGCUGCAAGAGAUGGUGGUAAUCUUGUGACAAUUCUUAAUACAUCAUGGAAGGGUGUGAUUACUUUGCUUCAGAUAGACAAGCAGGCAUUGGCAUCUACGGUAGAUGUAGGAGAAAUCAUUCUAAAGCUAUUAUCACUGAUCAAGGAGUCUCUGAGAUUUGCCGCUGAGGCUUGGUCUUGCUCAUUGAAGGAAAACAUAACUGCAGCAGAAGCCAAAAGGGUCUUUCUUCCUGUGAAGUUUUAUCUCAUCAAUGCUGUUAAAGUUGUGGCCCUGUUUCCAACCCAGGCGUCUAUGGUGUUCAAGGAUAUAGCACACUGUAUCUUGAUGAUCUCUGCGUUCAAAGUUUCGCUGAGCCAGCAAACCCAUGGCAAAUACGCAAGUGAAGUAAUGACGGAUCUUCUAGAGAAAACAACUGUAGACCUUCUAAGUGCACUGUUGAACGCAGGUGAAAUAACACAAGAAUGCAGGCUCACACUUCUUGAUUCGUUGUUCGUAGAUGAACAAUGUUUCCCAGCCCAAGUUUGUAACAAACAGAGCCAUGAUUCGCAGACAAAAUCAUCGUUGGUGGAUAUCUUGUCUUUAUCUGUUGAAUCCGCAACAAGUGCCAGAGGUUUGCUCCUGGCCCGAGUUGUAUUGUUUCAGUCUGUCAUGAGGUAUUCUUCUGAGCUUGAAGAAGACGCAAAGCUUGCAGUCACCAGAAAGCUGCAAUGGCUUCUCGACAUGUUAACAGAAGAAGAGGUUUACACUUCAGUUCUUUCUUCUCAGCUACCUAUGGCAGAUGGUUCUGGGAAGACAAUAAUCUGGGAAUCGAUGUUUUCAGCUCUGCUUCUAUCUCUCAAAACCUUUAUGAUUAUUCUGUCUACAUCUCCUGCCUGGGAAGAGCUUGAAACACUCUUACUCAAGAAUCUCUUGCAUCCCCACUUCUUGUGUUGGCAGAUAGUCAUGGAACUCUGGUGCUUCUGGGUUCGUCAUGCCACUGAGGAUAUGAGGGCCAAUAUGAUCGAUAAACUCUGUGUAUUCAUGAUUUCAAUGUCAACAUCAGACACGCCUCUUUGUCCUGAAUCCGUACUCAGAAGAACGGCAAAGUCCAUCUGCUUUCUUCUCACUCACAGCCCCAAAUCCUUAACAGCCCAAGUUUACAAAAACAUUUCAACUGAGAGCAGAUCUGAAUCGGCACCAGAUGCAUAUCUAGCCUUGCUGUUAGAGGGCUUUCCGCUGAAUUUUCUGCCAGACAGAAUGAAAAACGACGCUAAGAAACAAGUUGUCACAGACUUCUUUCACUUCAUUGAGAAUUUCAGUGUGAAACCAUCAAAUUCCUCCAGAUACUCUGUGCAAGGAGCUCCAGUUUUCGCACUAUCUGCUUGCCUUGGGAUACUAAAGACAAGCAUACCAGAGAUUGACUCCAAAACUCUGAAAUUUGCAGUCGCUCUCAUUCAAAAGCUCAGAAACUCCAAAGAUGAAACGAUAAGGGAUCGUUACACUGAGAUUCUCAGCGAAACACUAUCAAUCAUCUCAAGAAGCGAGCAGCUAUACACUUGCCAAGAGAUGGAUAAUGUCAUAACAGAGCUUCAAAGGCUUUUCAUUUCAGAAACUGGUAACAGUGAUCAUCUCCACAAAUCCAAGCCAAGCCUCGCCCUCUUCUUGUCAGGACUUAGCAAAUAUGAGAUGUCUGAAACCGAAACCUGUCCAAAGAGCCAAGCAGUCUGGGAACUCUACCAUAUGCUUCUCAAGAAACGGCACUGGGCUUUGGUACACCACGCAGUUACUGCGUUUGGGUAUUUCUGUGCACGUACAAGCUGUAGCGAGCUAUGGAGAUUCGUACCUGAUGACGCUACUCUAGCUUUCGAUAUAGCUUCUGGAAAAGAAGCAAAAACAGAGCGGUUCAUGUCAGAGUUAAAGAUGUUCUUGGAGAAAGAACAAGCGCUUCUCUCUAUCACACCUUCACAAGAGGAACUCGAGUUACUUUCGAAAGAAGGCACGAAGGUCAAAGCAACAGUGCAGAAGCUUCUAGAAGGAAGAAAGCAGCAGAGAUCAAUGGAAGUAGAGAAACAAUCAAACAAGAGAAGGAAACUUCCAGAAGGAAUAUGCAGAGGAGUGGAGUUAUUGCAGAAGGGAAUGAAGAGGAUCAACGAAGGUUUAAGUGAGAUGAGUUCAGAUGAGAGUAAGGACUUUCAAAAGAGUUUACUGAAUCAGUUUUCAUGUCUUGAAGAUUUGGUGUCUCAUUUGGUAAGCCUCGCUGCUUCCGAGUAAGAUUUAUACUUUGUUACUCCUGAAUACUGUUAGUCGAUACCUUCGAUUGUGCAUAAGGCAAAGAUGUUCAAACUAAAGCUGUGUUGAGAAAAAAACAAAUCAAAUAUUAGCAAAUGGGCUGUUAGUAUGACAAAU
This is a messenger RNA of Eruca vesicaria subsp. sativa (arugula), 3162 nucleotides long. Lineage: Eukaryota; Viridiplantae; Streptophyta; Magnoliopsida; Brassicales; Brassicaceae. The record is from the annotation of a GenBank genome assembly.